Molecule: messenger RNA, 202 nt
Organism: Entrophospora sp. SA101
Lineage: Eukaryota; Fungi; Glomeromycota; Glomeromycetes; Entrophosporales; Entrophosporaceae
Source: the annotation of a GenBank genome assembly
CUCUGAAGUUUGUGAAUUUGCAUUGUUGUCAAGGAGAUGUAUUAAAGCCAGUGGCACUGACAAUUUGUUUAUUUCACCGACAACAAUUGACAAAGUGACCAACUCAGAAAUCGCUAACAACAACUCUACCAAGCCAGUAGGAUGGCUUUUCAAAAUGACUGGUGCUUGGGUUGUGGAUUACAACUUUUCUGGAUCUUUUUAA